AUGUAUGUCUUUGCAGGAUUCCUCCUUGCAUCCCUGCUGGGGUUUGAGGCGACAUCUGCCUCGAAAAUUAUCGCGGUCAAGGAUACUCCUCUCCUCGGACCAUCCUUCCUUACCAACUUCGAUCUCAGCAACUCAAGUGCUCUCAACAAGGCAAAGAAGGACCUAUCGUGUCAAAUUGAGCGUCUCUUUUCCAAUGGCGAGUUAAACCGCACCGACGUGGCGUUUCACAUCGACGUGUUCUCGGCUGCGACCAAUAAAUCGAUAUACUCCUACUCGCAUGUAGGAAAAUUCUCUGAGAAAGCCUUGACAGCGGGUGUGUUUGACGAUCAAACCAUCUCCCGAAUCGGAAGCGUCUCGAAGCUUUUCACAGCAUAUGCCAUCAUUGCAAAAGGUGGAAUUGAAGUGUUGGCUCAGCCUGUGGUGAAAUACUUGCCCGAGCUCGCGGGAAACACUUCGGUCAACCCAUUGGAGAGAAUCGAUUGGGAAAAUAUUAGUGUCGGCACAGUUCUUGCACAGCAGGCAGGGACUGGUGGACCUCAAGAAUUCAUUGUAAAGUACUCUAAUGAGAAACACCCGUUCUCGUACUCGAGCGAUGAUCUCUUCAAGUAUAUGCGUGAUGAAAAGAGGCCGGUCAUAUCUCCCUAUUGGGCGCCAGUCUACUCCGACAUCGGGUAUGCUCUGAUGGGCCAGGUCCUGGCUCGCCUCGCGAACAAAACAACGUACUCAGAAGCUAUCCCGGACGUUCUGUUUAAGCCACUUGGCUUGCAGAACUCGUCGACCGCAGCCCCGAAACCCCAAGAUGGCCUGAACGCAUUGAAUCGCUCCCGUGUCGCACCUACUUCUUUAUGGGCGGUAGACUUUGAAAUUGUCGCAUCCUCGGGAGGUAUCUACGCCAACGCGGCUGAUCUCCGUCGCACCGGUCUGUCAAUCCUGAAUUCAGAAUUAUUAUCACCUGCCGAAAUCUCCGAGUGGAUGAAGCCGCGAGGUGGCACUGGCUCCCUAGUCGAACUUGUCGGUGCACCGUGGGAGAUUGAGCGAUUGGAGAUCCCUGCCUCACCUGGCUCAAACCGGACUCGAAUCUCGGACCUCUACACCAAAGCUGGAGGCAACGGGGACUUUUCCGCUCUCCUUGCCCUCUCCCCAGACCACGGCAUUGGCUUUUCCAUCCUGAUCGGUGGUACGACCUCCGAUCAAGCCCGCUGGGUCCUUCGUGAAGCCAUCGGCGAAAUCUUCAUUCCUGCUGCAGAACUGGCGGCUUGGGAGAACGCAAAGAAACAUCUUGCCGGGACCUUUGUCCACAAAAAGUCAUCAAAUACCAAUGUGACAUUUUCAGUCGACCAGGGUCUCGCGGGUCUUGGCCUAAAAGCAUUCUGGGUCGAAGGAAAGGAUAUGAAAAAGCGGGAUCAUCGCCGUUUGUACCCCACAGGCUUGAACUCGGUCUCGCGAUCGCUGGCGUCGCGCUAUCAAACCGCUGGGCAGAUCUGCGUCGCUCAUCGCGUUACAGAGAUGCUCCCGCCUGUCAAGCCUCGUGCGGCGGUGGAAGGAGGCGACGGUGGCCUGUUUGACAACUCUUUCGUGUGGCAAAUUCUAGACUUUGAAAACAACGGCGAUGAAUUUGAACUGUGCCUGACCGAUGGGAAGCUCACGAGCGUUGUAUGGCCGCUCGAAGGGUUGGUCUUGGAGCCCGUGAAAUAA
Molecule: messenger RNA, 1695 nt
Organism: Penicillium oxalicum
Lineage: Eukaryota; Fungi; Ascomycota; Eurotiomycetes; Eurotiales; Aspergillaceae
Product: serine hydrolase domain-containing protein
Exons: 4
Coding region: 1-1695 (564 amino acids)
Source: RefSeq, a predicted model, not a curated record